Messenger RNA from Halichondria panicea, 523 nucleotides. RefSeq lists its product as uncharacterized. The coding region runs from base 50 to 391 and encodes 113 amino acids. The transcript is spliced from 3 exons. The record is from RefSeq and is a predicted model, not a curated record. Lineage: Eukaryota; Metazoa; Porifera; Demospongiae; Suberitida; Halichondriidae.
UAUCCCCGUUUUAUUAAAGAAAAAUCGGCCUACUGAUCAAGAAACUGAGAUGUCUUCUCUAACAUAUCUCCUUGUUUUGCUUGUGUGUCUGGCCGUGACAGAGUCUGUGCGUGUGUCAGACAAGCAAUGGACAAACAGCUGGGCUGUUGGUGUGAGAGAGGAUGUGACUGAGAAGGAUGUGGACAACUUGGCCAAGAAGUAUGGUUUUGAGAACCGAAAGCAGAUUGGAAACCUUCGUCAUAUGUACAACUUUGUAUUGAAGAAUGGUUAUGGUCGGGAGCAUUUGGAGAAAACGCUACAGCUCCUUGGUGAUAACAAGGUGAUAUUUGCCAAGCAGGAGAAAACCAAGACAAUGGUUCCCAAGAACAAGCAUCACCGUUUUAUAUUUUGAACACUAUCAAACUAUCAACAGUUGUGUGCAACCCUCUUUCAAUAAUUCACAUGCACAUGCCAUUUUUUAAUACUUAGUUUAUCAUCAAAUCUGAUUUUGUUUUAUCAAGAGAUAAACAUUUUUUGUUGGGAA